This is a messenger RNA of Neoarthrinium moseri, 522 nucleotides long. RefSeq lists its product as uncharacterized. NCBI's taxonomy places the organism in Eukaryota, Fungi, Ascomycota, Sordariomycetes, Amphisphaeriales, Apiosporaceae. The transcript has a single exon. The coding region runs from base 1 to 522 and encodes 173 amino acids. The record is from RefSeq and is a predicted model, not a curated record.
AUGGCCACCAAAUCAAGCGAGAAGGCGACAAGCGCCAUGUCCAAGCUAUCACUCGACUCCCCCAAGUCCAAACCGGCCGCCAAGACAAAGAAACCCGUUGUUGCCGACUCCUGGGAGGACGAGUCCUCGGGCGACGACGAGAACGGCGAGAACGCUGCAUCCAUGAACCAACAGCAAGACCUUGACACCUCCAAGGCGAGAUCCUCGUCCUCGGGCUUCGCCGCUCCGCCGCCCACCCCCAGCUCGCCGAGCUACAGCUCCGGUGCGCCGUGGCAGUCGAUGAUGGGCGGGCCAGACUCGCCUGACACAGCUGCGAAGCGGCCGGAGAAGACGGACGCCGUGGCGCGGCGCAUGAUUGCCAGCGCGCUCGGGGUCAAGGCGCCGCGCCUGACGGAGGAGCAGAAGGCGUACGAGCGGGCCAUGCGGGACAAGGAGCGCAAGCGGCGCGAGGAGGAGAAGGAGCAAGAGAGGCGCAAGGCCGAGGAGGCCGAGCGGGCCAAGAUCGCAAUGUGGGAGGAUUGA